Chiloscyllium plagiosum (whitespotted bambooshark) is the source of this 7203-nucleotide messenger RNA. RefSeq names its product non-SMC condensin II complex, subunit D3 (gene ncapd3). Lineage: Eukaryota; Metazoa; Chordata; Chondrichthyes; Orectolobiformes; Hemiscylliidae. Gene Ontology annotation, biological process: meiotic chromosome condensation; mitotic chromosome condensation. The record is from RefSeq and is a predicted model, not a curated record. Gene Ontology annotation, cellular component: condensin complex; condensed chromosome, centromeric region. Gene Ontology annotation, molecular function: histone binding.
GGAAAUGUAAACUAAGCACAGUGAAUGCUGGAGAAACUCAGCUGGUCUGUGGAGAAAGUUAAAGUUUCUACUCUGACGUUGAGUGACUCGAAACGUUAAUUUAUGUUUUUCUCUCUGCCAGAUUUGCUCAUUUUGUCUAGUAUUCCGUGUUUAUUACUAAUUUAAACGUUAGUCCUCACUGAGAAGAAGACUAAAAGUGGAAGAUAAUCCGCCACCAAUUUGAACAUUCAUAAUUCCAACCGACAAGGAUCGCGCAUGUGCAAUAACCGCCGCCCGGAGCGGUGGAGAAUUUUUUUUAAAAAAAACAAAAGCGGGAUUGAGAUACGAAUGUUAAAGUCAUCGUGUAACUUACACAUGCAAAGUCGGUGAUGGGAGGAAAAAAAAAGAAAACAUAUAAGACGUUUGGAGCCGGCGGAGGUGUUAGCGCCAGUGCGCAUGUGCGUGCCUUUUUGGCGGCUGGAGUCUGCGUUUGAAAUGGCUGGAGCUCAGCUGGUGGCCAGUCUGGAAUAUUUCAAACUGCGCUGCAUCAGCACAGCAUGGGUUGAUACAGUGUGGGAACUAGAUUUCACAGAAACAGAACCAUUGGAUUCCCAUCUGGAAGCAGAAAUCACAGAAAAUGGACCUGAAAUAUUUUCCCAACUUUAUGAGAGUCUUUUUAAGUUCAUUGAUCAGCCUCAGCCAGCAAAUGUAUUGGGUGAUGUUUGGACCAUCUUUACAGAGAAUAACCUCUCCCACAAUGCCCUUAUUGCUGUGUUACAUCAUUUUGUCCACAUGGUUCAGGAUAAGAGAGCUAAUGUCAUCCAGCGAGAAUAUGCCUUGCAUGCAGCUGGACUUUAUUUCCUGCUCCUUGAAAUUCCAGGAAGUGUAGCCAAUCGUAUCUUUCAUCCAGUACUGUUUGACAAAUGUCUGGACACUAUUAAAAAGAGCUGGCCUGCAACUGAAGAAGGAAAUCGAAAGCGGAAGAAAGAUACCCAAAUGAAGAGCUCUCAGAGUGUUGCAAAAGGAAGAAAGCGUGCUAAGCCAGUCAGACAGAUGGUGAAUGAGGGUGUGUUUGAGGAGGAUGAAGAGGAGGGAGAUAUUGAUGUAUUUUUCUCCACACAUGACUUAUGUUGUGUUAGGGAUGAUAUUUUCUCUCUGCUGAAAAAGGUCUUGCGAUUGCUCUCUAAGUUCUCCCUGAAAGAAAAACCUGAUUGUGCUCAACACUGUCUGCAGUUAUUCACUGAACUGAUAAACUUUGAGACUGUAAUUGGGGUGUUAGACUUCACAGAUUCUAUAGAUAUUGAAAGAAUGAAGACUCUGCCAGAAUUGGCUUAUUAUGGGCUUAGAUUACUGUGUGCUCCCAACCAUGGUGAUGUUAAUAAGAUGCUCCGCUGGCUCUUCCAAAGACUGUUGAAUACAAUUUUAUUGGUAGGAGGAGGAGAAGGUUCCAAAUCUUGUGCACUUCUGGGAGUGGGACAGAAAGUUAUUGCUGCCAGAGAUCAAGCUAUUAAAUUUAUUAGUUAUAUUGUGGAUCAAGUGGAAGAGACUGCAUUACCUGUACUUCAAGUUUUGCUGCAGCACAUCUGCAUUAAGGUGCCAGAUAAAGUGGAAUACCGUACACAUGGUGCCCAGGCUCUAGUGAAAUUGCUGAUGAAACUUCCUUCUGUGGAGUUUGUUGCAUUUUUACAUUGGCUGAACAAAUUCUCUCAAAACAGCAAGGUAGCUUACAGAAACUUUGCCUUGGAUGUGGUAAUGGCAUUAAUGGAAUUGCCUGAGAGGGAACCAGAUGGCUCAAUUCCUCCAGAACAUCAGAAGUAUCUAUGUCACAAAUACUGGAUCCAGUUUGUAAUCUUGGGUAGAUGCUCCGAUAAGGCUCCUUCAGUUCGAAGUAGAGCUCUCUGUUGUCUUGCACAAUGCCUAGAGUUGAAUACUUCAAAAGCUGUGAUGUAUGUUCAGGAGAUAUUGCUACAAACCACAAACAUUCGACAUAAGACCCCACAAGCACUAAAAAGCAUUGAAUUUGCAGACAACCAAGAUUCAGCAGAAUGUGAUGUCACUGCUAACCAAUGCAAGGACACUCUAAAAAGUGUUGAAGUCACAGACCCUGGGGAUUCAACAUUUACUAAUGUGAAAGAAAUUAUGACCAUGUUGAGGUUGAGAGCUGGUGAUGAGAGAACCAUUGUCAGAAAAUCAGCCAUUCAGCUGUUUGUAAGCAUUUUAAAGCAUAAUCUUGCCAUCUGCACUCAAGAAGAUCUGUCGACGUUACAGGAUCAUUGUCGAGAUUCUGCUGUAUCUGUACGCAAACAGGCAUUGCAGUCAAUCACUGAUCUUCUGCUGGCUCAGCCCAGUAACUCUGUACUGCAAAAGGCAUGGAUGAAUGGAGUCAUCCCUGUUGUAAUUGAUUCGGAGAGUGCAGUGCAGGAAAAAGCAUUGGAGUGUCUGAAUCAAGUGAUAAUACAACAAAUCAAGGAUUACAGACAUUUUAGUGAAGAAGACAAAUAUCAGAGAUUGACCUGGGAUAUUUUGGGAUAUCUUGCACUUGAAAAUCAAGAGCUAAGUCGUUAUCUCACCAAAGCUUUCCUUUUGUGGUCUCGUCAAAAUCUAUUCGAUUCGACGUUCAUAAAAUCCCUGAUCUCCCAUACUGAGGCUGAGCAUGCUCCUGCUGCCUGGAUGUUACUUUCUAAAGUUGCAGGAUCAUCUCCAAAGUUGAAUUAUGACAAGAUUAUAAUUUCUUGGGAUAAUGUUUACAGGUCGAAGAAUAUAGACAGUAGCACAAGCCACAUUCUGAAUGUCAUUGGAAACAUUGCUCAGCAUUUGUCUGAUGCAACUAGGUCUAAAUUGAUAGAUGAGGUCCAGAAUUGGAUAAAUGCAUUCUGUUCUCCCCCAGAAAUCAUAAGCCCUGCAGUUGAAACCUUGUAUAAGCUCUGUCAGGCUCAGUGUGAGACACCCAAGGACACACAGGUCCUACUUGAUCAAGUGUGUGGAAAACUGAUCUUCGCAUGUGAGUCUUACAUCUCUAGUAUUGUUCUUGAAGAUGGUGGUGUUGAAAAUGCAGAUGAAAAUAUGAUGAUAAAACAUCUUUUUACGCUUGGUGAAGUAGCACAAUUGUGCCCUGGAAAAGUGGAGAAGCGCAUCUUCAUGCUUGUUCAGUCAUUUCUUGCUACCCCUUCCAGCUUAGACCCAGAUGGUGACGAUGUUCCAGCUUCACAGCCCCUCUCUCAGUUUUCAGGAUCUCCUGUUAUGCCUUCUGUUGUCCGAGCACAUGCAUUUUUUACUCUUGGUAAAUUGUGCCUACAACAUGAAGACUUAGCAAAGAAAUGCGUCGCUGCUCUUGCACGCGAGUUAGAGGUGUGCGAAAAUGUAGCAGUUCGCAAUAAUGUCAUCAUCAUCAUGUGUGACCUCUGUAUGCGAUAUACUUCAAUGGUUGAUCGAUAUAUUCCUAAUAUUGCUGUUUGCUUAAAAGAUGAUGAUCCCUUUAUUCGCAAACAGACUCUGGUUAUGCUGACCAAUUUACUCCAGGAAGAGUUUAUAAAGUGGAAGGGUUCACUUUUCUUCAGAUUUGUGAGUGUUCUGGUGGACUCCGAUGAAAGUAUUCGGAGAUUUGCAGAAUUUUGUUUAGUCUACCUGCUAUUGAAAAGAAACCCUGUUAUGUUCUCUCAACAUUUUAUUGAAUGCAUUUUGCACUUCAAUGGUUAUGAAAAACAUGAAAAGUACAACAAAUUUCCUCAAACUGAGCGAGAGAAGAAACUGUUUUCCUUAAAGGGAGAUAAAAAUCGAGAAAAGCGAAUGACUGUUUACAAAUUUCUGUUGGAACAUUUCACAGAUGAGCAACGCUUCAGCAUUACAAAUAAAAUUGCACAAAGUAUUCUAGCCUGCUUUGUUGAUGGUGUACUUCCUUUGGAUAUGGAGGCAAAUGAGUUGCUCUCUGAUACUUUUGUGGUGAUGAGUUGCAAAGAGAUCAAGCUGUCCUCUAUGAAAACAAAACCUGGUGAUGAAGCACAGGUGGAAGAUGAAAUGGCUAUGGCUAAUGCGGUUAUGCAGGCUGCACAGAAAAAACUCAUAUCUCAGGUGCAAAAGAAGAAUUUUGUAGAAAACAUCAUCCCUAUUGUAACAUCCUUAAAGAAUCAACUGGAACAGAAACAUCUCCCGGCACUAAAGGAUCUCAUGCAUUACUUGCGUGAAGUAAUGCAGGAUUAUCGAAAUGAGGUCAAGGAUUUCUUUGCUGUUGAUAAACAACUGGCAGCUGAAUUGGAAUAUGAUCUAAAAAAAUAUGAAGAACAGCUUGUUAGGGAGGAAGAGGAAAGACAAAAUCUACCAACUGCACUGGAAAUGACAAACCCAACAAGCACAACUGUAUUAUCACCCAGAGUUUCACCUGCAGCAAUGUCUGAUGCACAGACUGGCAGCGAAGCACCGUCUCCUCUAGGUCUGAAGACAGCCCAACCUACAACAUCACCGCAGAAGACACCCACUUUGGCUUCAUGUGGAUUUAUUACUCCGAAAACUGGAAUGCUGAAAAUACCUAAAUUCACAAAACCUAGAUCGGUGUCACUGAGUUCAGUGGCUAUUCUGAAUUCUGCAAGGAAGGCAGCAGAAUUGGAUAAGAAAAAACGCAAAAGCAGCUCUGGGUGGAUUCCAUCGUCUUCCAUCGGAAACAGUAACAUAGAACAAAGACUGGCUGUUGGACAUGACUGUUCUGUUGUUUCAUUCCAGGGCUCAGGACAGCGUACAAGAUCAGAAGCUUUGUCUGCUAAUUCAUCUGUGGUUGAACGAGCUGUCAGUACUCCUGAUCGAACAAUUGAUAAUGUGACCUUUGCUGCAGGAGUCAGUUACAUCAGUACAACACAAACGCCGUCUGAAAAAUAUGAGGAACAUGCACAGGAGGAGCAGAAAAGCAUGCUGUGUCUAAUGUCUCCAGAUAAACCAGUUCCUCAUCCCCGUCAGUGGAAUGUGAAGUCACCAGCUAACAGGAACACAAAUCAAAUCCAAGGCAGAACAAGAUCACAGAAGAAAUAUCCCCUCAGGCCUUCAAACUAAAGAAAUUUAUAUUGUGCAGUUGUGUACUUUUGAGAAUUUUGUAUACUUAGAGAACAAGCUCAAAGAAUUACUUCAAGGGAAAGACAUUUCAGUGGACACCUUUUAGUUCAUUUCUUAAACCCCUUUUCCCAAAAUAUACAGAGAACUGAAAACAUUUGUUAAUUACUUUUACAGAUUCCCUAGUUACUUCUCAGCCUAAUGAAAAGUUACAAUUCUAACAAGCCACUAAAAGCUGUCCUGCAUACUUAGUAUUACUAUUCUUCUGGUGAACCCACUGGAUUCUCAAGGCUACAAGGGGAAUUCAAAUUAAGCUGAAAUACAAAAACUUGUUUUCCUAGCAGGUUUAUACCACCUUUGGGGUAUUGAAACAUCUUAACAGGACUUCUGUACGGGUCCUGCUUUGACUCCUCCAAGAUUACUACAGUCUGCUUUAGGAAGCCCCAUGUGAGUGUGUAAAACUGGAAGUUAGUUUUAAAAAUGGAUUCAAGCGAUGUAAUGAAUCUGUCCUAUUACAAAUUCACUUCAUAUGUCAUAUGGUUGUCACAUUCUGAAGAACAAUGAAAAGAGAUGGUGACAAAAUAAUCAAUAUACAACAAAUUUUAUGCUAAAUAAACAAGGCCAAAGGCUGAGUGACUUUAAAUUCUUUAAUUAUGUAAUUAAUAUUGUAAAUGUAAUAUUUGCUUCUUUUUCAAUGUAUAAUUAUGUUUAUGUACUGGGAUGCCUCUGAGGAAACCAUUCAGUUUCUGUACAUUAAGAUUUAUACAGAUUGGUGGUUUAAACAAUCCUUUAUUCUCAUUGAGAUUUCCAAUGUCACUUUUAAAAGGUGCGAAACUGUGGCAGUGUGUGUAUACAAAUUCUUUUUGAAAACAAGAACAGUGAAGAACUGACAAAUAUUUGAAUUACCUAAUUGCACCACAUGGUGGUGCUGUGUACUGAAGAUUGGAACUAGUUAUUUUGUUGGUUUCAGAUCUACUGUUGAACUAGUGCUUCAAUUUAAUAACUAUCAAACAUAUUUUUUUUCUCUUGGGACCCAAAGGAUGUUCAGCAUAAUUACUAGGUGGUUAAGCAAAGUAAAUACUACUUAAGUAAACCACUAAGAUAAUUGCAAAGAAGUGGAAAUUUUAUUGUUCACUACCCAGCAACCUUUUAAUAAGUAAGCAGCUGGGGUCUGAAGCUCUGCCUACAUAACUGAAUAAUUGAGCAUUACUUGCAUAAAUCAUAUAUAAAAGAAUGGUGUUCAAGAGAAAUUUUACAAAGGUUGGUUAGAAUCUGUAAAGUAUAGUAGCAAAGAAAAUUUCAAUUUCAGUUUUGGAUAGAGUUGUGCAUGGCUCUAGUAAACUUGCUGCCCUUUCAGCAAGCUACAAAAAUUCAGCAAAAUCCCAGCAGUAGGAUUGAAGUAGUAGGCUUGAUAAAUCAGUGCUGUUUCAAAUAGAAAUCUACAAGAUAUUUUGACUGAAGGAUUAUUUACAUCCCUGAGGUUACGCAAAGCUACAUUAAAAACCGAAUUAAAAGUUUGUUAUCCUACAGCUGUGUUUGAAGUACCAGAUGAAUGAAUUAAGUCAAACCAAAGUUUUAAGAUUUGCUGUUGAGUUGCAUCAUUUGAAUUGUCAGUGUUUCACAUUUAAAUAUGCAGUUAAAUUAAUUACAGCUAUGACAGUAGUGAAAAUGUAGGAAUAUUAAAAAUUUUAAAACUAAUGUAAAUACUUGUUUAUUUCUUCUUCACAAUACUCAAAGAAACCCAGAAUCUGAGAUUUAAACCCUGUUUUGAUACAAAUGCACUUGGUAUCAAGGAACUAUAGUGUUUUGGGGAAAUUUCAUUUUACUUCAAAAAACUUGGACAUUUAGAGAUUGACUAUCUGCCACAUUUACUUGAAUUUAAUUCCUGCAAGUUUAUGUAUGUAAAGUGCCUGAUUCUUUUGCUGUUUACAAGCAUGUAGUUUUCUCCAUUUACAACUGGCUGUAAAAACCAGGAGUGCAGAGAAGGUAUUUUAAAAUGUUAGUUAGUACCACUCCAGCAGAUGGUAUGUCUUCACCUAUCAAAGGGUUCACAAAUUAACUUCACUCUGAAAAUAAAAUGCAGAAAUUAUACUUGUGCAUAAAUCCUACAUGCCAAGCUUUCCAAUCAAAAUAAGGUCCAAUGCCAUUUUUUGUGGAUGAAUGAAUAUUCUACCCCCAAUAUAUAAAAAU